AUGGAGGCACAGUUUAUUAAGAAGUUGAGAGAAAUGGGCUGUGACAGCUGCGACUGGGAGAGCACGAAAGAGGUCUUCUCCAACAUGGUGGAGGCUAGGGCAUUUCAAAAGCUCCUCUGCUUUCUCAGGUGCCAGAGAGUCAGUCAGCAAGCGGGCCGUGUUGGUUUUUCUGCCAUGGGAUGGAGCUGGAGAUAUGGGGGGAAGUGGGUUUGUCUUUGUACCUGCAUCUGACUGCAUGCUUGUUAAAUUGUCUCAUUUUUAUAUAUAUAUAUAUAUAUAUGGUUUAGAAUCCUCCCUUCUCUCUCCCUCUGUCGGAGAAGAGAACCCGAAGACUGGAGAGCUUAAAUAAAAAUCCUCCAUCCAGGUUCUUAUCUCGUUCCCACAGGGAAGCAAAUGGGACCUGAAAGGCGUAAUAAUUAAGCGAAGAGGGGUGAGGAUGGUAUAAUUUUAGCCCCAACUAGUAUAGGCAUGUCCCUGGCUGCUCCAGGCCCAAAUCAGGCCCUCUAUUAGGGAGUCCUCUCCAGUCCUCAUCCUGGUGGGAUAAAGUGCCAUUAAAGCUAUUUCCAGCACACAGAUUAUCCCCUGACCUUUGAUUCUGGCUGACCUGGGUUCUCCUGGGACUUCAGGACUUUAGAGUCAGGGUUUAGGGACUAAUUAGUUGCUAUGAGUGAGCUAAUUUUGUUUGUUUGAAGUUGGAUUGAGAUUAUAAUUUUUUUGUUGAUGCUCACUCUGUUUUCGAUCGGAACCCCUUUUUUGGGUGUUUUUCAUCACUAUGGAAAUUAGUUCUGAAAACGUUGGACUAUUUUGAGGCAAGAUCCAACAUUACGUAAGAGGUGGUUAAGCCAAAUGCACUUGAUAUGUUCGAUGCUGGAGAGUGUGUGUGUGUGUGUGAGCAAAAGAGAGAGGGCUGGAGACCUGGGAGUCUUGCUGCUUAACCAGGCUCCGGAAUCUGACACUGAUGAAGCCCCCCCCCCCUUUUAGUAAGGUGUGCAUAGCUGAGAUCCUUGGCCAGGGUGCAGACCUAAACCCCUCCACCCCACCCUACUGCUAAACCCCUGGUUAGGACAUUCCCAGAUUGGGUAGGAGGAGAGGUGGUAGAGUGGUGCCAGUCUGUGAGGGUCCGGUCCGGCAACACAGGAAAUUCCAGAGGGGUGGUGGACCUGCCACAAAUUAGCUUGCUGAGAAUGUCACCUUAGCAUGAAUCGCCUUGCUGCAAAUGAAGCCAAUGAAAGUCACCUAGUGCUGUUUAUAUAUAUAUAUAUAUAUAUAUAUAUUUAUUUAUUUAUUUAGGGAUAUCAUUUGCUAGCAUUUUUUAUAUGUUGGGCAAGAUUGGGUGUAGUCAAAAUGUAUAGGAUGGGUUGAUGGAUGACUUUCAGAUCAAGCGUAUAGCCUUUUGAAAUAUCAUGCUAUACGUUUACCCAUCAUUCUUAUACACACCAAAAUAGAUUGACAGUUUUUUCAGACAAAGCAGUAUAUCCUUUAGAAAUGCUGUUUUGACUGUACAAGUCAAGCAGAUCCAGGGCCAGUGCUGGGUGCUCUGAUCGUGAAUAGUAGAUUUAGCAUGGCUAAGCAGUACCAUGUGUUCAGUGCUGUUGGAGCGUGUAAGCGGCUGGGGGUCUGGCCAGGGUGGAGGGGGGGGGGGGGGGGGUUGUGCAGGUCUCUGUGUCAGCCCAGAGGUGGGGGGUGGUAGGGAAGGGGGUGCUGUGGCCAGACCACUGCUGACGUGAUUAACCCUGCCUUUUGGUUCUACCGCAGACGUCUCUAAGAGAUCUCUCUCUCCUUCUCUUUCUUGUUCUCCUCUUUCAAUUCAAGGGGCUUUAUUGGCAUGGGAAACAUAUGUUAUUUCUCUCUCUCAUCCUCCUUCCCUCUUUCUCUUGCCCUAUCUUUUUCUCUCUAUCACCCCUCCUCCAUCCCUCAUCCCUCCUACUCCCCUCCUUCCCCCCGGCGCUGGCUCUGUAAUGAACUCCUCUUAUUCACCGGCUAAUGACUGCCUUUGAUCUCACCGUUAAGACCUCUGCUCUAACUCUACCCUGUGGGGCUCUCUCUUUCACUCUCCCCCUUCUUUCCUCCCCCCUCUGCCCUUAAGCAGGAAAUAGGGGCAGUACUCACUGACCAAGGCUAAACAAAGUUUUGAGGUGUUUGGGGAAAGGCUGGAAGGGGAGGACAUUGAGACCUCCCUUGCGGGAAGGUGUUUUAUUUUUUUACUGCGCCAUUAAAGCCCCCAUGCAGUUUUAUUUUAUUUUACGUAUGUCUAAUAAAUCUGUUUAUUUCAUGAAAAUAACUCCAUGCCACCUGAACAAAAUAUAUUUGUAAUAAUUUAUUUCCCUGAAAUGCUCAGUCUGAUUGUGUGGGCGUGUUGAUACAAAUGUAAAUAUAUUUACAUACACAACCCUGAUUGGCGGAUAGGAUGGUCUAGACUCUAGAGCCUACCCCACUUACCCCUUCAAAGUAGGAGGAUACAUGCAGUGGGGAGAACAAGUAUUUGAUACACUGCCGAUUUUGCAGGUUUUCCUACUUACAAAGCAUGUAGAGGUCUGUAAUUUUUAUCAUAGGUACACUUCAACUGUGAGAGACGGAAUCUAAAACAAAAAUCCAGAAAAUCACAUUGUAUGAUUUUUAAGUAAUGAAUUUGCAUUUUAUUGCAUGACAUAAGUAUUUGAUACAUCAGAAAAGAAGAACUUAAUAUUUGGUACAGAAACCUUUGUUUGCAAUUACAGAGAUCAUACGUUUCCUGUAGGUUUUGACCAGGUUUGCACACACUGCAGCAGGGAUUUUGGCCCACUCCUCCAUACAGACCUUCUCCAGAUCCUUCAGGUUUCGGGGCUGUUGCUGGGCAAUACGGACUUUCAGCUCCCUCCAAAGAUUUUCUAUUCGGUUCAGGUCUGGAGACUGGCUAGGCCACUCCAGGACCUUGAGAUGCUUCUUACGGAGCCACUCCUUAGUUGCCCUGGCUGUGUGUUUCGGGUCGUUGUCAUGCUGGAAGACCCAGCCACGACCCAUCUUCAAUGCUCUUACUGAGGGAAGGAGGUUGUUGGCCAAGAUCUCGCGAUACAUGGCCCCAUCCAUCCUCCCCUCAAUACGGUGCAGUCGUCCUGUCCCCUUUGCAGAAAAGCAUCCCCAAAGAAUGAUGUUUCCACCUCCAUGCUUUACGGUUGGGAUGGUGUUCUUGGGGUUGUACUCAUCCUUCUUCUUCCUCCAAACACGGCGAGUGGAGUUUAGACCAAAAAGCUCUAUUUUUGUCUCAUCAGACCACAUGACCUUCUCCCAUUCCUCCUCUGGAUCAUCCAGAUGGUCAUUGGCAAACUUCAGACGGGCCUGGACAUGCGCUGGCUUGAGCAGGGGGACCUUGUGUGCGCUGCAGGAUUUUAAUUAAUGACGGCGUAGUGUGUUACUAAUGGUUUUCUUUGAGACUGUGGUCCCAGCUCUCUUCAGGUCAUUGGCCAGGUCCUGCUGUGUAGUUCUGGGCUGAUCCCUCACCUUCCUCAUGAUCAUUGAUGCCCCACAAGGUGAGAUCUUGCAUGGAGCCCCAGACCGAGGGUGAUUGACCGUCAUCUUGAACUUCUUCCAUUUUCUAAUAAUUGUGCCAACAGUUGUUGCCUUCUCACCAAGCUGCUUGCCUAUUGUCCUGUAGCCCAUCCCAGCCUUGUGCAGGUCUACAAUUUUAUCCCUGAUGUCCUUACACAGCUCUCUGGUCUUGGCCAUUGUGGAGAGGUUGGAGUCUGUUUGAUUGAGUGUGUGGACAGGUGUCUUUUAUACAGGUAACGAGUUCAAACAGGUGCAGUUAAUACAGGUAAUGAGUGGAGAACAGGAGGGCUUCUUAAAGAAAAACUAACAGGUCUGUGAGCGCCGGAAUUCUUACUGGUUGGUAGGUGAUCAAAUACUUAUGUCAGGCAAUAAAAUGCAAAUUAAUUACUUAAAAAUCAUACAAUGUGAUUUUCUGGAUUUUUGUUUUAUAUUCAGUCUCUCACAGUUGAAGUGUACCUAUGAUAAAAAUUACAGACCUCUACAUGCUUUGUAAGUAGGAAAACCUGCAAAAUCGGCAGUGUAUCAAAUACUUGUUCUCCCCACUGUAUGCAUUGGUCCAGAAUAAUCAGAUCGUGAUGUCAUGCUGUGGGCCAAAAACUCCAUGCCACCUGAACAGGCUGAAAUUACAGGUGUUUUUCCUCCCCUCCAAAAUCUCUUACACUAAAAGGGCAUUAUAAUUUUCACAAUUUCAGUCUUAUUUCGACCUCAUGGAAAUAUAAUUAAAAACAGGAAAAUUGUGACUGCACCGGCUCUUUCAUCUUACCAGCUCCUGUGUGUGUGUGUGUGUGUGUGUGUGUGCUACACAAAUCCCCAAACGGCCGUACCCUUGUCAUUUGAGAGAGGGCCGGGACUUGAUUUAGCGCUGGAAAACUCUGGAAAUGCUAGCUGCUAACUGACUUGAGGAAAGGUAAUGUAAUGCCUUAUCUAACGUGCUUCUCUCUCUCCCCCCUCUCCAGUCCAAUAAGGUUCCGGUGGUGCAGCCGUCGCAUGCGGUCCAUCCACUCACCCCUCUCAUCACGUAUAGCGACGAACACUUCGCCCCGGGACCCCACUCCGGACACCACCCCCAGGACGUCAACCCCAAACAAGGUAGGCAAUGCCCCGCUCCACUCCAAUCACUAAACCAGUGGACAUCAUUAACCAUGAUAGUCCCACUAAGCACAAACCAGAUUGGAUGGCGUAUCGCUGCAGAAUGCUGUGGUAGACAUGCUGGUUAAGUGUGCCUUGAAUUCUAAAUAAAUCACAGACCGUGUCACCAGCAAAGCACCCCCACACCAUAACACCUCCUCCAUGCUUUACGGUGGUAACUACACAUGCAGAGAUAAUCCGUUCACCCACACUGCAUCUCACAAAGACACGGCGGUUGGAACCAAAAAUCUCCAAUUUGGACUCCAUUGCUCGUGUUUCUUGGCCCAAGCAGGUCUCUUCUUAUUGGUGUCCUUUAGUAGUGGUUUCUUUGCAGCAAUUCAACCAUGAAGGCCUGAUUCACACAGUCCCCUCUGAACAGUUGAUGGUGAGAUGUGUCUGUUACUUGAACUCUGAAGCAUUUAUUUGGGCUGCAAUUUCUGAGGCUGGUAACUCUAAUGAACUUAUCCUCUGCAGCAGAGGUAACUCUGGGUCUUCCAUUCCUGUGGCGGUCCUCAUGAGAGCCAGUUUCAUCAUAGCGCUUGAUGGUUUUUGCAACUGCACUUGAAGAAACUUUCUAAGUUCUUGAAGUUUUCCGUAUUGACUGACCUUCAUGUCUUAAAGUAAUGAUGGACUGUCGUUUCUCUUUGCUUAUUUGAGCUGUUCUUCCCAUAAUAUGGACGUGGUCUUUUACCAAAUAGGGCUAUCUUCUGUAUACCCCCCCUACUUUGUCACAACACAACUGAUUGGCUCAAACACAUUAAGAAGGAAAUAAAUUCCACAAAUUAACUUUUUAAGAAGGCACACCUGUUAAUUGAAAUGCAUUCCAGGUGACUACCUCAUGAAGCUGGUUGAGAGGAUGCCAAGAGUGUGCAAAGCUGUCAUCAAGGCAAAGGGUGGCUAUUUGAAGAAUCUCAAAUAUAACAACUAUUUUGAUUUGUUUAACACUUUGUUGGUUACUACAUGAUUCCAUAUGUGUUAUUUCAUAGUUUUGAUGUCUUCACUAUGAUUCUACAAUUAAAAAAAUAGUAAAAAUAAAGAAAAACCCUUGAAUGAGUAAUAUGUCUCAUGUUUUGAGGGAGCAUGCAAUUGGCAUGCUGACUGCAGGAAUGUCCACCAGAGCUGUUGCCAGAGAAUUCAAUGUUCAUUUCUCUACCAUAAGUCGCCUCCAACGUCGUUUUAGAGAAUUUGGCAGAACGUCCAACCAGCCUCACAAUAGCAGACCACAUCCGGCUUCUUCACCCGCGGGAUCGUCUGAGACCAGCCACCCGGACGGCUGAUGAAACUGUGGGUUUGCACAACCGAAGAAUUGUCAGAAACCGUCUCAGAGAAGCUCAUGCAGUUCCGCAUUGGAACCAACUUCAGUGGGCAAAUGCUCACCUUCGAUGGCCACUGGCACGCUGGAGAAGUGUGCUCUUCACAGAUGAAUCCCGGUUCAUCUGUAUCGGGCAGAUGGCAGACUACAUGUAUGGCGUCGUGUGGGCGAGCGGUUUGCUGACGUCAACGUGUGUGCCCCAUGGUGGCGGUGGGGUUAUGGUAUGGACAGGCAUAAGCUACGGACAACGAACACAGUUGCAUUUUAUCGAUGGCAAUUUGAAUGCACAGAGAUACUGUGACAAGAUCCUGAGGCCCAUUGUCGUGCCAUUCAACCGCCGCCAUCACCUCAUGUUUCAGCAUGAUGAUGCAUGGCCCCAUAUCGCAAGGAUCUGUACACAAUUCCUGGAAGCUGAAAAUGUCCCAGUUCUUCCAUGGCCUGCAUACUCACCAGACAUAUCACCCAAAAGAGCAUGUUCGGGAUGCUCUGGAUUGACGUGAAUGACAGCGUGUUCCAGUUCCUGCCGAUAUCCAGCAACUUCACACAGCCAUUGAUGAGGACUGGGUGAACAUUCCACAGGCUACAAUCAACAGCCUGAUCAACUCUAUGCAAAGGAGAGGUGUCGAACUGCAUGAGGCAAAUGGGGGUCACACCAGAUACUGACUAGUUUUCUGAUCCAUGCCCCUACUUUUUUUUUUAAGGUAUCUGUGACCAACAAAUGCAUAUCUGUAUUCCCAGUCAUGUGAAAUCCAUAGAUUAGGGCCUAAUGAAUUUAUUUCAAUUGACUGAUUUCCUAAAAUGAACUGUAAAUCAGUAAAAUCUUUGAAAUUGUUGCAUAUUGCGUUUUUUAUAUUUUUGUUCUGUGUAGUAAAGAUAUUCACAUCACACUGUAUUCAUCACUACCCAUCUCCACAGAGGCAUGAAGCCAAAGCUAUUCCUCUGAGGGAAAUGUAACAUAAGUUCACCCAACCACCUACACAAGGUGGUUAGGUGACGAUCUGUCUCAGAGAAAGAAAACUAGAACACAUUCCUCCACACGGCGUACUGCAUCUCCCCACCUACCUGCAUAAAGCAGACAGCUCCUCAGACAAGGCAAGGCAGUCGGCUUUACCGCACUGCUGAAAACCUCUUUCUCUCUUCAUUUUCCUCCCUCCAUUCGUCACCCUAUAUCUGACACUCUUUCUCUCGCUCUCUCUUUCUGUCUGUCUGGGUAAAAACGUCAAGGUAAAAUCCCUGACAGGCGCUAGAGCACAAAGGCAGUUGGAAAGCCCAGGCACGGUCAGGGUGAGACUUUGGCAGAGGUUCAUAGGCCUUGUACUGGUCUGGCCCCGGCCCUCCAUAUGCGCUCCCCUCCCCUCUUCUCCUCCCCUCUUCCUUCCGGCUGCAACGCAACAGCCCCCCCUCCUCCACUUAAAAGCAGGAGGCAGACCAGACAGGAUGCGAUGUGUGAUGACGAGGCAGUUGAGUAAAUAAUCCAAUAUGGCCACCGUACACCAGAUCCAUCCAGACAUCGUAGUGAUCUUAUGUACCUGUACACAGCAGGACAACUGAAUAGGGGAUUUAGUGGGAACUCACAUUUGAAAGCCUACAUUUGCUCCAGAAAGUCAUUCACUUCCCUUGUAGCUACAGGAUUUCUUUACAAUAAUGCUUUCCAGAGUGCUCCGUUUUUACAUUUUGGUCCUCACUUACAGUCCUCAUACAUUUUGGUGUGAGUAGUCCCCAGGGAUUGAGUAUGAGGGUUGAUGAUAAACAUAGCAGAGAAUGGAGUUAUAUGAAGAAACCGCUGGAGGAGAUCUGAGUUUAAAUCGAUCCACACACUCCCAUAGCCUGGACUGGUCCAUGUAGAAGAGAUCUGCUAGAUCAAUUAGCUAUAAAUUAAGUCCCCUGGCAUUUCCAGACCUAGAUACUGUAAAAGAGCUAAAGAUAUGUAGGAAAGAGAGGGUAGUCUCUAUCCAUCUCUCUUUCUCUCGCUCUUUCUAUCACACUUUUGCCUAUUCGUUCUCUGUGUUAUAUAUAUAUAUUUUUCAUCAGCCACUCGGCUCGCUACACUCCAUAGCGGGAUCAGGACUUUGAUCUUCUCAUUAAUCAUUUUAAAAAAUCAUGGAUGUUCUCAUUAUGGGCCCUAAUAAGCUCUAAUAUGUGCCGGGCGGUAACGCCGGAUCGAAGGUCGAACUCCAGAGCCCUUUGAACAUGCAGAUUUCAGACUUCACAUUGUAAUUUACAAUGAAAAAAUGAAACACUUAAAAUAUAAUAUUUUAAUAUGAGAUCAUAUAUUGGAAUACAAGGUAUGUCUAGAUUUGGAUAAGGGUAUGAAAAUGUUUGAGGUAGUGUUUUCUGAGAAGCAAGGCUAGGAGGGUAAAAUGGUGUGAAGCGUGUUGAUGUUAGCGAGUAAUUACACACCUUUUUAGUGCUUUGAGUUGGUGUUAACACUGAGCUCCCCUCCCUCCGUCUCCAUCUCUCUCCCUUCCCUCCUGACUUUCCUAUCCUUCUCACUUUCCCUCCACCCUUUGCUCCUUACAUCUCCCAUUCCUCUCUCUCACUCUCCCCUUCCUUUCACUCCCUCCCUUUCCUCCCAUCCCUCCCUAGUGCCCUACAGAGCACCCUGAGACUGGGGUGGUGAAUAAGUGGGCUGGGGGUGCUGGAAUCCAGCGUUGCUACAGUGGCUUUGGAGAUAAGCCUCCUCUCUCUGCCCCUCUGAGGGAGUUAGACCCCUUUUAGACUGCAGCCUGAGAAGAAAGAGGGAGGGGGAUGGAGAGAAGGGGUGAGGGAGAAAAGCCUGGAUCCAUCUGGGAUUAGGAGAUGGUGUUAAUCUGGAGGCACUUGCCUUUUCUUCUGUCUGUCUCUCUCUCUUCUGUCUGUCUCUCUUCUGUGUCUCUCUCCUCUGUGUCUGUCUCUCCUCUGUGUCUGUCUCUCUUCUGUCUCUGUCUCUCUUCUGUCUCUGUCUCUCCUCUGUGUCUGUCUCGCUCUGUCUCUCUCUGUGUGUGUGUAUGUCACUGCAGGGCCUUCUACACGGGCCUACACAGCACACCUUCACUAUAGCUCCCAGUCUGACAUAUCCAUUUACUAGGGACCUUCAUUUCCUUCACCCUCCCCUCUUCCCUCUCUCCGUCCCUCCAUUCCAGUUUAACUUCUCUCCAGCCUCCACAACAAGCGGAGGGAGGCUGAGAGUCCUUGACCUUGAAGCCCAAGAGGCCUAGCGUUGAUGAAGAGCGGGAGAGCUUAGCUGUGUUGAGGAGCCAGUGACAGUACAGAGCCCCAGUGAAUGCUGUCUGCAGGGAGCGUUACAAGAAGCACAGAGAGACGGGCCUUAAUGAACACUGAUCCACUUCUAGAGAGACGGACUGGAGGGCUACAUGGGGGCAAAUGUGAACCUUUCUGUGUCUAUUAUUAUAAUAAUACACACUUGGCACACCGCCACACACACGUACAGUUCAUACACUGAAUUCCAACACCGCAUGGCACAGAUGUCCUUGUCAUGUCAGUGACAUGCAGGAUCAAACCAUUCAAAGAUGCUGGAAUAUCAUUGGGUGGUUACCCUUCAUUCACGGUUAUAUUAUAUGUUCUACCAAAUAAUGUACGGUAUCAACAACAAUAUGGUAAAAACACUCUAUGGAACAACGUUUCAACAACGUGUUAUCUUCAUGGUCGGGUCAUUGAAUGCAUGUUCUGUUCCUUCUCAUACAGGACAGUACCACUCAUCCUGUCUCUCUACAGGCAUGCAGCGCCAUCACCCCGGGCCGGACAUGACCAACUUCUACCCCCUCUCCCCUGGAGGAGUGGGACAGAUCACGCCCCCACUGGGAUGGUACGUUUAGGAUGACACACACACAACCACCCAUUCAACAGGUGAAGAUUGAGACAAACUAUAUACAGUACUGUACAUGUGGAUCCAUUGAGAAGGAUGAUCCUACAGACAGACAGGCACACAGAGGGGAAAUCCAGGCCCUGGACUCUCUCAUUAGGGCUGUGAACCACACUGGUUCUCUCUGUGCCCAGCACAUGUCAAACAGGCCAGUCCAUCGGACCGCCCCAUAUGUGCUCUCGCAUAUUCAUGUCUAUUUAGCUGCUCAAAAGGCGCCCUGUGUCAGCGGCUCCCUCUGAGCUGCACUAUGUUAGUAGCUCUCGUAUGAGGCCUCACUCUGGAUCUCUCUUUCCUUCUCAUUUAUCUUCCUCUCUCUCCCCCCUUUUCUGGUUGGUAUGUGUCAGGACAGUGCUGGUAUAGACAGGAGAGGCUUUGGACCCAGAUGAUUUCCUCAAACCUCCCCCCUCCUGUAUUUUCGUUGAAUAUCUAUUAACUCUUAUUUCACCUAGUGUGAGUAUGUUGGGGAGAGAGAGGACGAGGUUCUAAAGUUAAUGCAUGGGUUCUUGUUCCAGGUUCUCACACCACAUGGUCCCGGGUCCCCCAGGCCCUCACGCCACAGGGAUCCCCCACCCGGCCAUCGUCAACCCCCAGGUCAAACACGAGCCCCAGCACGACAACGACCUGAUGCACAUGUGAGUCCCCCAAACAGUGGCCCUUUCUGGGUCCGCUUCACACAGGGCCAGCCGUGAGUAGAGUGUAGAUCAAACAAACACUCACGCCUCCCUCUCCCCUGUUACACUGAAAACACACGUUCCUACCAAAACACACCUCACUAUUCUACUCCUCCUCAUGGUAUUAGCAGCACAUUCAGAGUUCAGGAUACUUCCAGGUAUUUGGUGACUCAACCACAUGUCCCAACAACGCAGCAGUCCAACCUCCCCUCCCUCCUAUCACCUUGAUGUGAGUAGAUAAGCAACAAGGGCCUCACAGAGCUGAUAAGGGCCCCACCACGCAUCAUUUGGCCCCUGGCAUCACAACAUGCAUACCAACAGACACACACACACACAGAGACGCACACAGACAGACGCACACACCACACACAGACACACAUCAAGGUCCUGUGCCGCUGGGGCUACUAAGCGAUUGGCAGUGUGUGUGCUGGGGGGGGGAAAGGUUUGGUUGCCAUUACUGGUGAAGUAAUCGCUCUCUCCGCUUGAAAGCGCCAAGACUGUAUGACUGUACAUGAUUAAAGACUCCUGGCAUCGCGGAAACCCCUUGCACGCACGCACCCUCGCUCCCAAUUGGCUGAGGCGAAACAGACCCCUCGCCGUUUGUUCUCACACUCCAGGAGGCCCAGUUUCUCCAUCGCAACCCUCUUUUCUUUUUUAUCACCGCCGCUGUUCCCUCCUCCUUCUUUACCUCGCUCCCUUGUUCUUUUCUCGCCAAUUGUUUUGCCAGGAAGCCUCAGCACCAGGACCAGAGGAAGGAGCAGGAGCCCAAGAGACCCCACAUCAAGAAGCCGCUGAACGCCUUCAUGCUGUACAUGAAGGAGAUGAGGGCCAACGUGGUGGCAGAGUGCACGCUCAAGGAGAGCGCCGCCAUCAACCAGAUCCUGGGACGGAGGGUACGUAUGGUGAAGGGGAGAACCCAUGUUUAGAGCACCCCCACCUGGGGUGGAGAACGGUUAACCACCCCCUUGUCUGAAACCUUUAGUGUGAUGGUGAUGGCCAGGGUAGUGUGCUAGGGGAAUGGCCAUAAGCCACCAUUUUGGGUUCUUCUGUAAACCAAAACCACCUGACAGCAUCUCUCGUUCAGCUAGAGGGCUUCCAGAUCAUAGAAAUGGAAUCCAUAGAGCGGGUCUCCCCAUGCAAAUCAUGGAGAGUGUAAUGAUGUGGUGUAAUAAUGUUAUAUGAUGUACUGUUUUAUCUUUUGUUUUAUAUGUAAUGUAAGUGCCUUAAUGUGUUUGGACCCCAGGAAGAGUAGCUGCUGCCUUGACAACAGCUAAUGGGGAUCCCUAAUAAAUACAUAUACAAAUGAUGGCAUAAUGGGUUGACUGGUUAGAGGUUCCAAGCCCUUUCUAUGGAUUCUCUUUCUAUGUUUGAGAUCUUCCUUCAACUCUUCUACAUCAAGGUCCUUCAAGGGACUAAUCAUGAUGACCAUCUCUUUGUCCGAACCUGUUACUUUCCCUCAUCAGGCGGAUCCACUUUCUGCCUGACUGACUAGCGGACGUUUUAACCAAAUUGACUUUUUAUAAAAACUUGCCGUAGAUAAUAAUAGUGUGGUUUGGAAAUGACAAUGUGUUCCUUUUUGAGAAUUGGGGUAGAAGAAAGAAAGAAACUGAAUGAGAAAGAGACCGCUAGAACAUGUUUAAAACCUUAACACAAAGCCUUUUUGGUUGGGGCAGCCAGCCACAGCAAAGCUCCGUUUGCGGCCUUUGUUCAGUAAUUGCCCGCUGACAUAGUUUGAAGCAAAAGCGCCACUAAAUUGGAACCAGUGUUUUGAUAUGAAAUCAAAGUAUUUUUUUUUUCUCUCUUUCCCAUAUGUUAAUCUCUUCAUCAUGUUCGCCCUUUUUUAUAUUUUUUUUUUACCAAACGUUUGUACGUUUUAUAAAGGAAUAGUUUUUCUGCACCAAAACACUAGCACCCGUGUCUUUGGAGGGGACAUGAAAGUGCAUACCAGUAAUUGACUGUGUGCUGUUGUACCUUUUUUUUUUUUCUCUCUCCUUGUUUUGUAACCUCCCUCCACGUACUGAAACAGUGGCAUGCUUUAUCCAGAGAAGAGCAAGCUAAGUAUUACGAAUUAGCCCGCAAGGAACGGCAGCUCCACAUGCAGCUCUACCCAGGCUGGUCUGCCAGAGAUAAUUAUGUAAGUAUCAUACGGAAACAGAUUGGCAGCGGAGAGUGUGUGUGUGUGUGUGUGUGUGUGUGUGUGUGUGAUUUGUCAACUGUGAUUUUAUUUUUCUGACCGGGGUUCAAAUAAUAUUUGAAAUUUUUCAAUUACUUUUGAGUGUUUGUUUGAGUCUGCCUGACGUGCCAGAUGAGCAGGGUUUGCACUUUUGGGGCUGUUCCAUUGGUCACAUUUAGCCAGUCAAGCUUGAUCAGGCACCACUAAAAUAUUUCAAGUAUUUCAAAUAUUAUUUGUACCCAGGCCUGUUCAGUUUUGAUGUAGGCUAAUUGUUGUUUAUGAAUUUCAGGACAGUAGCUAGUAUUCUUUGUUAGCUUUAUUAACACAAUGCUAGCUACAACAUUCUAAUAAACAUUAGCCGUUUCCAUGAUAAUGGUGUCCAUUUUUAGCUGCUAUGCUACAGCCUAAUGUGUAAUUCAUAGCACUCUAAUUCCAUGCUAUUAUUACCAGCACAAUGGAUUGUAGUAUGAGACUCCGUAUUAUACGACACUGAGAAUAGUGGCCUGUGAUGGUGCUGCCAGUCUUUGAUGUUCCGUAUCAACAUGGAAGCCUUGGAUAUGUAAACAGAGUUGAUGCCCCUGCCAGGAGCGUAGACACUUAGAGUGACGAGUAGAUUGCUGUGUGAUUUUCAGAUGGCACAGCAACAAGGGGUGUGUGUGUGUGUGUGUGUCAGGGCACCUGUUAUGUUAGUGUCCUGUUCAUCUGUGUGUGUCUGUUCCGUGUGUGUGUGUGAGACCGUUCCGUGUAUGUGACUGUAUGCUAGCGCCUGCCGUUGUUAAAAAGUGUGGCUCCAGCACUCACUUUCACUCCACCACCACAGGGGCUCUUUGUAGUGGUCAUCUGCCUCCUCUCUGGACAGCCCCGCACAGCACCUCUCACCUUCUGCCUCCGUCGCCCCGCCGCCACCACACCAUGCUGGGGGAAACACUGCAGGACAGGACGGUAUAGGGCAGGACAAUCCAGUACAACACAGUACAGACUUUAGUCUCCUUCCAUGUCAACUCCUAGCCCUUACCCUAUUGGUGUUGACAGAUCUGAUAGGCUAAAGCAAUAAGCCAGGAAGUAGAGGAUGACCUCAUGGUCUGAUGGCCUCUACCACUGUAUGUGUCUCAUAGAGAGAAGCUUUGCUCGCACACAUCCAUUCCAUCAUAACACACACUUAACACCAAGCACCCCUCCAACAUAAACUAAGCCCUUCAUAGUACUGUACCACACACACUGUCAUAACUACUGUACACAUCACCUGCCCCCCUCCCCCUCCCUCCCUCUCUCCUCUCUCUGUCUGCCACAGCGGUGUGAGAGGAACCCAGAUUAGCUCAUCAUAAAUAAGUGGAUUAGUAGACUUUGCAGCAGGAAACCAAAGUGCUGCUCAUAUUUGACUAGAAUGACUGUUACGCCACUAUCUCUACCUAUAGUCCCCCUCCCUAGGGGAUUUGGCUAUAAGCUAUAAAUCCAUACACACUUACUCACAGUGGAGCUCAGUGAUCAGUGCUCACUGGAGGGGGGUUGACUGACGCUCUCCAUGGUAAUCAGUCGAGGACCAGCUCUCCCAAGUAAUAUUUAGCAUUUUUUAUGUUUUAAUUACAUAUUGAUGUUUGGUACUAGGAGACUGAAAAAGACUACAUACGCUGCUGUUGCUUCUACACUUGAAGUCUUUAUAUAAGUAUGGUGAUGGAUGUUGUUUUGUUCAUGAUAGGUUGUUAGAGAACACACACUGAUACAGGUGAGGAGAGGACAGCCAAGUUUGCUACCUGCUCCGAUUGGAAGGCAAGGAUGGGGUUCAAAACCUAACAUUCUGGAAUGGAUCCUACCAAACAUGUCUAUGUUAAUAGUUUGUUAGAGAGCACACUAUACUGAAGCCAGGUGCGGAGAGGACAGAGACAGCCAGCUCUCAUAGGCAGGGAGUAAAGACGGUCAGCCCCUCUGACCAAUCCCAGCGUGGUGAUUGGCUGCAGGCCCAGAGAGCGAGGGGUGCUGGUUGGCUGCCCGGCGGGGGAUGAGUGAACAGGGCAAACGGCAGCAGGACUAAGCGUGGUGGAGGGAGGGUGAGUGCUGGAGCCACACUUUAAGCGUUCACCUCGAUAUUUUCUAGGGAAAGAAGAAGAAGCGGAAGAGGGAGAAGAUCCAGGAACCGGCUGCAGGUAACCAACCCCUUCCCCUUUCCCUUCCUCUCUUUCCCCUCUUUCUCUCCCCCUCUCUCUCCCCCUCUCUUUUCCUCUCGAUUUGUUGUUCUGUGAGAUGAUGAGUGUUCAGUUUGUCCUUUACAAACUCUCCAUGCGGUCUCUCUUGUGUCCGUCUCUCACACUAGCCUAAGUCAUUUUAACACAAACAUGCACCACAAGCAAUAAAAGGUCUUGUCACUCUGAAACAGGCCCCUGUAAUGCUGACAUAAUCAGAACCAGGUGUUGUGCCAUGCUUGUCACACAGUAUUGGGAAAGCUAUAGCCGCAUUUCCCUAGAAAUAACCAAUCAAGAGGCCCCACUUUGACCAUGUGGCUAGUUUCACCUGGAUUAUGCAUGAAACGUUUCAGCCCCGUCCACCCAUAACCACCCUUCCCCCUCCUCCCUCUCCAGACCCCCAUAGAACUCCAUUCGACCCCUCCGCCCUCACUAGAGUGGGCUUUCAGAACCACCAUGCAGGUACCAGUGUCACUCAACCUGCACCUCUCCUUUGUACUCCAUCCCUCUCUCCUUUCUCCAUCCCUCUCUCUCACCCCCCCCCCCCCCUUCCCUCUCCACUCCACCUACUUUGGGAUUAGUCUGUAAAUGCUGGUUGACUUAACUGCUCUCUGUGCUUUGCACUUUAUUGGUCUAGCUGCUGUAUGUCACUACCACCGUGCUCUUAGCUUAAAGCUCUGUGUAAACACUGCACCGUUGUGUAGGAACCUAUAGGGGGGGAAAUAUAUAUUUAGAAAUCAUGUAGACCACGUGCUAUAUUACCAUUUAGAUGCCUAUUAUCAAUUUGCUUCUACAUCUGCAUUGCUUGCUGUUUGGGGUUUUAGGCUGGGUUUCUGUAUAAGCAUUUGGUGACAUCUGCUGAUGUAAAAAGGGCUUUAUAAAUACAUUUGAUUGAAUUUCUGCUUUAGUUUGUGGUGAGGCGUUCCAUUAGCCCAGUUGGCUCUCUUUUCCUCAGCUGGACAUGCCUUAUGUAAAGACAAACAUGUUAAAAGAUGCCAUUUUCUGCAGGUACAGGCCAGAGAAUGAAAACGGCGUACAUCUGAGCAUAAAUGGUAAGACAACCCCCCCCCCCCCCCCCCCACCUCCUCUCCAGUCAUGCCUGUCUGGUCUGGUAGUAUGUAUCAAGCCUUGUAUACUGUUCACAGACUAAUCCUAAAGGGUCCACCCUAAACUCACCAUGGUCAUUGUGUCAAUCAGUGGAGGCUGCUGAGGGGAGGACGGCUCAUAAUAAUGGCUGGAACGGAGUGAAUGGAAUGGCUUCAAACCAUAUGUUUGAUGUAUUCGAUACCAUUCCGCUCCAGCCGUUACCACCAGCCCGUCCUCCCUAAUUAAGGUGCCACCAACCUCCUGUGGUGUCAAUGGUGUUAAGUCUCAAGGAGUGAGAUGUGUGUGAUUGUGUUCUGGGUGUAUAUUGACCUGGGCACUCCAAUGGCAGUCUUUUGUCUGGUUAGUGAGAUGAUCAUCUGAAUCCACUGUGUGAAUGUUGCAGUGCAUGGCUGAGAAAUUGUUGUUGAGUCCUUUCUUAAAUUCAAACUGAUGCCCUUUAUUAGAUGUAACUCAAACACGAAAAUGGACAAAGUGCUCUGCAUUAUCUAAAACGUAAAAAACACAGCUUUUUUUUCCUAGUCUGACGUCUUCAUAGCAGCAGAUAUUCCUGGAGGAGUGGGAGGUUCCGUCCCAAAUGGCACCCUAUUCCCUACAUAGUGCACUACUUUUAACCAUACCCCUAUGGGCACUGGUCAAAAGUAGUGCACUAUAUGGAAUAGGCUUCCAUUUGGGACGCAUGCAGCCUAGGCCCAGAUGGUCUGCAUGUUUUCUGUUCUACCAACACUGAAUGGAGACUAGACCUUCCAGACUACAUCUGGGAUCAGAAGGCUAUGAAACACCACGCUCCACUAGAACACUGUCAAAUCACAUAGUUUGAUAGAGAUUUGUUGGCGGUUUGGUGUGAAGUGUGGAUGGUCCUGCUGUGCUGUACGAGCACUAUAACACACAAAGCACGACGUAAUCAGUCAAAUGUUCUGGGGUUUAUUUGGUUGGGGUUGUUCUUUGUGAAAAGGUAAGUUGUGACAAGCGACAGUAACAGACAAACAUGUAGGGCUCUUGUACCAAAGUGUCACCAAGUUUUGAAAGGGGUGAAAUGAGUGCAUGCACUCCAUUAGAUCUUUCUACCAUUAGAUAUCUCUCUCUCGGUCUGAGGUUAGUCUUAUAGCAUCCUGCUGUGCACAUUUUUAUAGCAUCCUCUCUCUCUCAAUUCAAUUUAAGGGCUUUAUUGGCAUGGGAAAUGUAUGUUAACAUUGCCAAAGCAAGUGAAGUAGAUAGUAAACAAAAGUGAAAUAAACAAUAAAUAUUUACAGUAAACAUUACACUCAGAAGUUCCAAAAGAAGAAAGACAUUUCAAAUUUCAUAGUAUGUAUACAGUGAGGGGAAAAAAGUAUUUGAUCCCCUGCUGAUUUUGUACGUUUGCCCACUGACAAAGACAUGAUCAGUCUAUACUUUUAAUGGUAGGUUUAUUUGAACAGUGAGAGACAGAAAAACGCAUGUCAAAAAUGUUAUAAAUUGAUUUGCAUUUUAAUGAGGGAAAUAAGUAUUUGACCCCUCUGCAAAACAUGACUUAGUACUUGGUGGCAAAACCCUUGUUGGCAAUCACAGAGGUCAGACGUUUCUUGUAGUUGGCCACCAGGUUUGCACACAUCUCAGGAGGGAUUUUGUUCCACUCCUCUUUGCAGAUCUUCUCCAAGUCAUUAAGGUUUUGAGGCUGACAUUUGGCAACUCGAACCUUCAGCUCCCUCCACAGAUUUUCUAUGGGCUUAAGGUCUGGAGACUGGCUAGGCCACUCCAGGACCUUAAUGUGCUUCUUCUUGAGCCACUCCUUUGUUGCCUUGGCCGUGUGUUUUGGGUCAUUGUCAUGCUGGAAGACCCAUUUUCAAUGCCCUGGCUGAGGGAAGGAGGUUCUCACCCAAGAUUUGACGGUACAUGGCACCGUCCAUCAUCCCUUUGAUGCGGUGAAGUUGUCCUGUCCCGUUAGCAGAAAAACACCCUCAAAGCAUAAUGUUUCCACCUCCAUGUUUGACGGUGGGGAUGGUGUUCUUGGGGUCAUAGGCAGCAUUCCUCCUCCUCCAAACAUGGCGAGUUGAGUUGAUGCCAAAGAGCUCAAUUUUGGUCUCAUCUGACCACAACACUUUCACCCAGUUCUCCUCUGAAUCAUUCAGAUGUUCAUUGGCAAACUUCAGACGGCCCUGUAUAUGUGCUUUCUUGAGCAGGGGGACCUUGCGGGCGCUGCAGGAUUUCAGUCCUUCACGGCGUAGUGUGUUACCAAUUGUUUUCUUGGUGACUAUGGUCCCAGCUGCCUUGAGAUCAUUGACAAGAUCCUCCCGUGUAGUUCUGGGCUGAUUCCUCACCGUUCUCAUGAUCAUUGCAACUCCACGAGGUGAGAUUUUGCAUGGAGCCCCAGCCCGAGGGAGAUUGACAGUUAUUUUGUGUUUCUUCCAUUUGCGAAUAAUCGCACCAACUGUUGUCACCUUCUCACCAAGCUGCUUGGCGAUGGUCUUGUAGCCCAUUCCAGCCUUGUGUAGGUCUACAAUCUUGUCCCUGACAUCCUUGGAGAGCUCUUUGAUCUUGGCCAUGGUGGAGAGUUUGGAAUCUGAUUGAUUGAUUGCUUCUGUGGACAGGUGUCUUUUAUACAGGUAACAAGCUGAGAUUAGGAGCACUCCCUUUAAGAGUGUGCUCCUAAUCUCAGCUCGUUACCUGUAUAAAAGACACAUGGGAGCCAGAAAUCUUUCUGAUUGAGAGGGGGUCAAAUACUUAUUUCCCUCAUUAAAAUGCAAAUCAAUUUAUAACAUUUUUUACAUGUGUUUUUCUGGAUUUUUUUGUUGUUAUUCUGUCUCUCACUGUUCAAUUAAACCUACCAUUAAAAUUAUGGACUGAUCAUUUCUUUGUCAGUGGGCAAACGUACAAAAUCAGCAGGGGUUCAAAUACUUUUUUCCCUCACUGUAUAUAAAUAUAUACACAGUGUUGUAACAACAAUGUGCAAAUAGUAGUUAAAGUCUCUCGCUCUCUGGCAAAUCUUAUAACGAAAUCAAACCCUGAACCAGACAAAGAUUUUCCGCUUGAUUGAUUCUUGACCGGUGGCUCCCCCUGUGAACCUAAAUUGGACCACUUUUCUCUUAUUCGUCGCCCGCACUUCGCCACUGCCUCUUUUCAAAGGCGGAGAGACUUAUCUGUGAUCCAAUAAUUAGCUGGGUCUAUCCGAGGCAGGAUGGACACCACGACUGAUUCAUUGUGACAACCUUAAACUCAUAUGCAUAAUACCAGAGAGGACUGCCACGACUCCUCAUUUUAUGUAGAUCCCAAAGAGCCUGGAUUGAGGUUUGCUUUUGGCAUGGCAGACGUCAGGCAGCAAACAUCUUUAAAUGAACUUAUUUGUCUUUCUUUUGAUAUCCACCCCCCCCCCCCCCCCCAACCCCGAGAAAUCAGACCUGGGUUUUGUAAUGGAGUGCGUCUGUCCAUUCACUCUUUAUUUGUGUUGAUAUUGUUUGCACAUUAAUUUUCAGGGCGUGAUUAAUCAGAAUACCCUUUUUAAAGGAGAGUAGGGUAAGGAUCAAUAAAACGUCCUUGUUUUCUCUUCUGGCAUAUCGGUGGUGUACUGAUUUUAAAUGUCUGGCUGAAAAGGCCACGCCAAAGAGUGCAGCAGUUCAACAGUGGUUAAUUUCUUGGAGUGGAUUGUUUAUCCCCAGUGGGUCAGACACCAGACCCAGCACACUGCUGGUUCUCUUACCUUGCAGUUAAAUAGCUCUCUGGGAAUCUAGCUAUUAUUUUUGACAUUGUGAAAUUAGUGUUUCCUCCUUCUUGCUCUCUGACGCUUUCUCUCUCGCUCUUCCUCUCUCGCUGACACUCAUUUGUUCUGUCUGACACUCAUAACUUUUCACUCUGACUCAUUCUCUCCCUCCCUCUGUUAGUGUCAUUGUCUGACUAAGCCGGUCUGUUUCACAGGCCUUUGAGAUGUGUAUCUGGUCGGGACAUGUCCUUAAGGCUAUCUACAUUUGUCCCAAAGGGAGGGAGACGACCAAUAAUAUAGGUGGCCUUUUAAUCCGACGAACAGCGUGGGCCAGGAGUCACAAACACUCAUAAAAACUCCCCAGCGUUGGAACUGACUGAGUCAUCUCAGUCCAACUCUUAUGAACGUGCUCUUUUCUUGCCACCCGGUAACCGGAAACUUCUGUGAGAGCAAACUUGAAAUUCCCCUGUUUUUUUUUUUUUUGUGCGAGGUAGUUCAUCUUUAGGGGGGAGGGGGGGGCUGUUUUGAAUGUAUUUUUUUAAACUGCCCUAAAAAAAGGUGAGUUUGUGGUAGAGGCCAAAAAUUGUGUGUUUGUGUAGGUAGCUGGUGAACUAGUGCAGUGCGGAGCGUUGAGGUGAAGGCAUUCUGAGAACAUACCCAGGAUCCACACACGGCAUGAAAGAAAGUGCUGUUCUAGCAGGAGCUGUAGUGGUCUCGCUCUUCUCUUUCUCCCAACUGUCGUUCCUCUCUCUCAAGCAGCCAGCCGCACUCUCCGGCUGCAAUUAGGCAAGGUUCAGAGUCUUGCCUCCAUUUCCAGAGCCGGUUGGAUUUGGUGGAGGACAUACACCCCCCCACCACCACAGCGUUAUUAGUGACCUGGGAUAAUUGGAAUGGUUUCGGGGGCUGUGAAACACUCAGGGUCUUGCUCUGAGUGUCUCAGCUCAGCAGAGGAGAGGAGAGGGAGCUCCUGUCUCCUCUUUUUAAAACUACACUUCACAAAGAAGAAGAAAAGAGUGGCCUUAGCAUAAAUCAGGGCGACAGCCACCGGCUAAUGUUACUGUGGGUUAGGAAAUAGAAACGGAAACGUCUGCUCCCCUCUCUCUCAAUCUCUCUCACACACACAGCAGAGCUCUGUGAAGGAGAAAUAGACAACCUCAGCACUUCUGUCCUUCCAGGGGUGUAGUAGCAGUAGUGGAAUGUCAAACGCUCAACUAUGCAGGUGUCUAACACACCGUUUUAGUCAACUCCUGGACUUGAUCUCUUGCCUCUCCUCCUUCAGAGAAAAGGGGUCUCUUUGAUACUUCUUGGGGGGCUCUAGUUUAUAUGUGUGAGACUGAGAUGUGCAACCCCAAUGACACCCUAUUCCCUAUACAGUGCACUACUUUUGAACAGAGCCCCAUGGGCCCUGGCUAAAAGUAGUGCACUAUAAAGGGAAUAGGGUGUCAUUUGGGACUCUGAGAAUCACCUAUAGCGGGGCUUUCUGUUUAGACUGGGUCUGUGGGUUUGUUUUGGUUGAGUAACUGGCCUAUUGUGCCGAGGUCUGGCCAGCUGCAGGGAGCGACCGUAUGAGGGUAGAGCCUCUCCCUCCCUGCCAGGUUUUAUCAUGUCUUCUCUACUUCCUCUCCUUCUCCUUCCCUCCCCCCUUCUCUGUCUCUCCCCGGUGGCUCCUUGAGACGCUGCAGAUUGAGGGGGUGGUGGGGGUGUGCUGCCUUGUAAAACGUCCCCCCUUCUGA
Molecule: messenger RNA, 21358 nt
Organism: Coregonus sp. 'balchen'
Lineage: Eukaryota; Metazoa; Chordata; Actinopteri; Salmoniformes; Salmonidae
Source: the annotation of a GenBank genome assembly